Rosa chinensis is the source of this 1522-nucleotide messenger RNA. RefSeq names its product F-box/kelch-repeat protein OR23. Gene Ontology annotation, molecular function: protein binding. The transcript is spliced from 2 exons. The record is from RefSeq and is a predicted model, not a curated record. NCBI's taxonomy places the organism in Eukaryota, Viridiplantae, Streptophyta, Magnoliopsida, Rosales, Rosaceae. The coding region runs from base 49 to 1158 and encodes 369 amino acids.
AGAGAAGAAAGAAGAAGAAGAGACUCACUACUACUAGAAGAAGAAGCCAUGGCCUCUCAAUCUUCACCUUCAUCUCCUUCUUCUUCUUCUUCUUCUUCAUCUUCCUUAUCAUCAUCAUCAUCAUCAUCUCCGCCUCUGAUCCCAGGCCUCCCAAACGACGUCGCUUUCUUAAUCCUCUCCUUCAUCCCCUUCUCCCACCACGCCCGCCUCAAACCCACCUGCAAAUCAUGGCGCCUCUUCCUCUCCUCCAAAACCCUCUUCUCUUCCCGCCAAACCCACCGCAGCCUCUCCCACCUCAUCUGCAUCUUCCCCGAGGACCCCGCCGUUGCUGGACCCUACCUCUUCGACCCCCGCCACCUCGCCUGGUGCCCCCUCCCCCCCAUGCCAUGUAACCCCUACGUCUACGGCCUCUGCAACUUCACCUCCGUCGCGAUCGGGCCCCACCUCUACGUCCUCGGCGGCUCUCUCUUCGACGCGCGCUCCUUCCCGAUCGACCGCCCCACGCCGUCGUCGGCGGUGUUCCGGUUUGACUUCACCACCGCCGCCUGGGAGUACCGCGCUCCGAUGCUCACCCCGCGCGGGAGCUUCGCGUGUGCGAAGGUUCCCGAUUCCGACCAAAUCAUCGUCGCCGGAGGCGGUUCCCGCCACACCAUGUUCAGCGCCGCCGGGAGCAGGAUGAGCUCGGUGGAGAGGUAUGAUAUAUGUAGAGACGAGUGGGUGGCCAUGGAAGGGCUGCCGAGCUUUCGGGCCGGGUGCGUGGGGUUCUUUGCUGGAGAUGAGGAGGAGAGGGAGUUUUGGGUGAUGGGCGGGUACGGCCAGGCCAGGACUAUAUCGGAGGUGGUGCCGGUGGACGAGUAUUACCGGAAUGCCGUGGUGAUGGAAUUGACGAGUACGAAUGGCGGGGGCAGGUGGAGGGAGACUGGUGAUAUGUGGGAAGGAGGGGAGAGAAUGAGGCUUGGGAAAAUUGUGGUGGUUGACAAUGAGGUUGAUCCUGCACAACCUGGUGUGUUCAUGCUUGAUGGGAAUGAUAUAUUCAGAUAUGACCUGGCAUCAAAUCGCUGGAGUUUGGAGUCACAUAUUGCAACUCAUCAUUUGCGUUCGUUGUAUUGGAGGGAGACUUGUAUAGUUGUAUGUCAUAACCUUCUGGAAGACAGUUGAGCGAUUGCAUACGAGGGCAGGAAGGCUUUACAUCCAAAUCUAUGAUCCUCAGCAGAGGACAUGGAGAUCUCUCCUUACCAAGUCACCUUUCCAUUAUGACUUGGAUUUCAAUGCAGCAGUUAUGAGCACCAUUCACUUGUGAAGUUUAAUUGUUUGUAUGUUGUGUGAAUGUGGACGAAAAUACCAAUUGAUAUGCAGAUCAUUGUGUAUAGGGAUUCACUGGUUCAUCAUUGCUACUGGCAUAUUUGUAGUCAUUGUGCCACAUAGUGGAGUGAAGUAGGACUCUAUUGAAUUUGAAUGGAUGAGUUUCAUAUAUCAAUAUAGAAAUAACAUUUCCCCCUGUAUUUAUCAAUCUUUACUAUUA